Messenger RNA from Colletotrichum tamarilloi, 237 nucleotides. RefSeq lists its product as uncharacterized. The record is from RefSeq and is a predicted model, not a curated record. The coding region runs from base 1 to 237 and encodes 78 amino acids. Lineage: Eukaryota; Fungi; Ascomycota; Sordariomycetes; Glomerellales; Glomerellaceae. The transcript has a single exon.
AUGUCUACCUGGAGAGAAUACCGACGAAUGUCCGAGACGGAAUUGGCGAUUUACGGCCGAAAAUACUCACAAAUUGCUGAAGAGAACCAUGAGCGUAUAUCGGUUUAUAUCAAGAUUUUCGACACAGUGGUGGUAAUUGAGACGGAUGAAAAUAUUACGAUACCCAAAGCCGAUUUCGACCAAACCAUGGCGAAGCGCGGACAAAAUAUCGCACUUCGGCGUGCUCUUCACGGCUAA